AUGACGCGCUUCGGUGCCAGCAAGCGGCUACAUGUAGCCUGUUUUCUGGUUGUUCGACCACGCAGACCAAAACGUUACUCUCUCCCUGAAAUGAACCUCUCCUCCCCAACAUUACUGGACCUCGACCCACAGACUUACAGGCGUCGAAUAGACUUGCCUUCCGGCCUGCUGAGCUAUAAAACACCGCUGGAGAGAAUAGGGUUCGAGGCAGGCCAUACAUGUGUGCCCAUGUAA
Messenger RNA from Protopolystoma xenopodis, 234 nucleotides. NCBI's taxonomy places the organism in Eukaryota, Metazoa, Platyhelminthes, Monogenea, Polystomatidea, Polystomatidae. The record is from the annotation of a GenBank genome assembly.